GUCCUGGGUCUGGAGAAAGUGUGGUCAAAUAUCUGGAAAGUCAAGCCAAAUUCCUGAGCCUUUGAUUUAUUGAAAGACAAAUGGUCAGACCGCGUGGGCCAGUGGAGUGGCAUGGGGAACCGUCUUCCACGGUGGAAACGUCUUAAGGGCUGCAGUGUGACAGAAGCUGUGGGUCCCUACAGUCAGUCACCCAGUGCCUCUGCUGGAAGCAGGGAAGAUAAACUUUCUCUCCCUCGAGUUUUCUCUGUUCCAGUCCUUGGGAAAGGAUAGGCUGGGACGGACUCGCCUAGAAAGCAGUAGUCAGGCACAGACCCUAGAACUCCCGGCAAGGAGAGGCUGGGGGCCGCCCCUGUGGAAUCUGGGGGUGGACAGGGUGGGGAUGCCUCAUCAGCAGCCCUGGUGGGCGCUGGAACGCCUCCCGCGCGAAGCUCCCUCGCUUGGGACUCUGAUCGCUGGAGGAGGCUUUCCAUGGCUCCCGGAGCAGCCUGGCAAACAAGUUCUCCAUCCCCACCCUCGAGGACGUGGAAGGGGUUGGAGGAUCUCCCUCCUCGUCGGGACCAUGUGUCCUGGCCUGUCCCAGCGGCUGGGCGUGGUCAGGAUCGGCACAUCCAGGUGCACAGGUCAGAUGAUGAACCCAGGCACAGGAGGCGAAGGGGGAAAGGCCCAUCCGGAACAACUGGGUCCAGUAUUGCAGCGGGUCGCCAGAGCUCCACGGCCAAGGAAGACCGGGGCUGCUAGGACGCCAGCCAUUCGGCGCAGGCGGCCUGCAAGGGAGGGCUGCCGGCCCGGGGACCUGGAGUCUGGGGUUCCUGGGCGGCCGGAUGUGGGCUGCACCUGCGGACUAUGCUCUCCGGCUACGCCAAGCCCCCUGUGAAUCUGCCACCCACCAGGAGCUCAGGUCCACCUGAGGAAGGAGUUGGUGGGACAUCUUCUAACUUCAGUGGGCCUCACAGGCUGGGAGAAGGAGACUCCAAGGUGUGGUGCCGGGUCCACUGCUAUCUUGCCAUGUGGGUCCCCAGCCGACAUCACCUCUGUCUGACCUUCCUGCUAGUCUGUGUCUUCUCAGCCAUCCUCCUCAUCCAUAUCCACCAAGACCUCUUUCCUGUUGGUCUAGACCUGUCCGCCCUGUGUCCAGACCGCCACCUGGUGACAGCCCCCGUGGCCAUCUUCUGCCUGUCAGGCACACCAACGGCCCCCAACACCUCGUUUUCCUGCUCUCAGCAUCCUGGCAACCUCUCAGGAACCUGGACUAUCUACCCAGAUGGCCGGUUUGGUAACCAGAUGGGACAGUACGCCACACUGCUGGCUCUGGCCCAGCUCAAUGGCCGCCAGGCCUUCAUUCUCCCCGCUAUGCAUGCCGCCCUGGCCCCCGUGUUCCGCAUCACCCUGCCGGUGAUGGCCUCGGAGGUGGACAGUCACACACGGUGGCGUGAGUUGGAGCUGCAUGACUGGAUGUCCGAGGAGUAUGCCCACUUGAAGGAUCCAGUGCUGAAGUUCACCGGCUUCCCCUGCUCCUGGACCUUCUUCCACCAUCUCCGGGAACAGAUCCGCAGGGAGUUCACCCUGCACAACCACCUCCAGCAAGAGGCACAGGGUUUGUUGAGUCAGCUGCGUCUGGGCCGCACCGGGAACCGGCCAGGCACCUUUGUGGGGGUCCAUGUGCGCCGCGGGGACUAUCUGCAGGUUAUGCCCGACCGCUGGAAGGGUGUGGUGGGUGAUGGUGCCUACCUGCAGCAGGCUAUGGAUUGGUUCCGGGCACGGCACAAAGCCCCCAUGUUUGUGGUCACCAGCAAUGGCAUGGAGUGGUGCCGGGAAAACAUUGACACCUCCCAAGGGGAUGUGACCUUUGCUGGUGAUGGGCAGGAGGGUUCCCCCGGGAAAGAUUUUGCACUGCUCACACAGUGCAAUCACACCAUCAUGACCAUUGGCACCUUCGGCUUCUGGGCUGCCUACCUGGCUGGUGGAGACACUGUCUACCUGGCCAACUUCACCUUGCCUGACUCCAACUUCCUGAAGAUCUUUAAGCCUGCGGCCGCCUUCCUGCCUGAGUGGGUGGGCAUUAAUGCAGACUUGUCCCCACUCCAGAGACUGGCUGGGCCCUGAGCAGCAGAGAGACAUUCUGGAAUGCUUAAUCAAUCUAGGUCCAGCAUUAUGAGUUUCCUGAGGCUUAACAUAGCUUCUGGAGGAGCCUGUGGUGGUCCAGCAGGUGGGCACCCAUUUCUAGAGUGAUUUGAGUUGGCUAGACUUUGAGAGAAAGGGGGGCUUUCUGCAACUGCCUGGACAUUCUAGAACCAGCAGAUGAUCUUUUCCUGUUGACUGGCAGUGUUGAGACAGGCUCAUGGCAGUUCUAGAAGGCAAGUGCCUGCUCUUCCCAACCCAUAUGCAGAGUAUUUCUAGAUGGCCGCAACCCAGGAACAGGGAAAGCCCCUCUAGUGUUGACCACCCUGGGUUUUUCUAGAAGAGAGACUUCUCUUCCCCUGGGUCCUCAGGACUAAGGGAACUUAUGAGCAUUCUAGAGCAAGCGCUCACCAACUCCCCUUCUGUUUCUGGAGUGGUUCUCUAGUGGGGAUUUGCUCAACUGCCUGUGGAGAAAACCCUGCAGGACUCUUCCAGAGGGGAUGGGGUUCUGGAAUUUCAGAUAACUUUGGCAAAGAAUCUAAUGAGGAUACAACAAGAAGAUCAACACCUCAACCAGUGCCAGAGAGAUUGGCUGAAGACAAACUUGUGUUUGGACACAAGUACUUGUGUGUAGCUGUGAGCACAGCAGAACUGUCCAAUCUCUCAGCAUCUGAAAAAAAGCACAAAGACCUUUCUGCAGAGCAGAUAGGCUAAAGCAUGGGAGGCGGGGAAGAGAUGGUGGCUGAAAUGCUGCAGCUUCUGGAGCAAGGCUUGCCGGAAAUGCAGGGGCACUUUUGUUUUUUAAACUCAAAAACUGCCAACGACAGGUGCUGUACAUGUUGGCACAGAGUUUGGGUUGCUUUUUGCAAUUAAGAAAGUUUCCUCCUCUGCAGCUGUGCUGCUGGGAGUGGUGUGAAUCAAUUCUCUGGAAUUCAGCCAGCCUAAAUGUGUCCCUUGGGCUUGCAGAAAACCACAGGUACUGUGCCCUCUGCCAACCAUUGUCUGCCUCUGACUUUAAAGAACCACUAAAUCUGGCUUUGGGAAAAUUGGGGAUGAAAGGACUGGCCUCAAACCCAGGCAGGAGGAGCACACGGUCUGGCCAAGAGGAUGGGGUUCCUGACUCAGAUUUUAGGAGCCCCUUCAUGCUUUUUGAAGGGGGCAAAGGUAGAUAACUAUUACACAGAAAACUCUGAGCACACCCUUUUAUCUACCCACUGGAGAAUCUAAGCUCCUUUUCUAGUCUUCUCAGGGAGUUUGGGGGGACUAUUUCCUACUUAGCUGCCACAGGUGGGAGAGAAGAGGAGAUAUGAAUUAAACAUCCACAUCAUCAA
Messenger RNA from Manis javanica (Malayan pangolin), 3449 nucleotides. It is a transcript of the gene FUT1, whose product is annotated as fucosyltransferase 1 (H blood group). NCBI's taxonomy places the organism in Eukaryota, Metazoa, Chordata, Mammalia, Pholidota, Manidae. Gene Ontology annotation, cellular component: membrane. Gene Ontology annotation, biological process: carbohydrate metabolic process. The record is from RefSeq and is a predicted model, not a curated record. Gene Ontology annotation, molecular function: galactoside 2-alpha-L-fucosyltransferase activity.